AUGUCGUCUCGUCCUAUUUUUGUCGUCGCAGGCGUGGGCAACGGCACCGGUGCGUCUGCGUUCCCUCUGCGCGUCUUCUCCAAGGCGGGGUACCGCAUCGCGCUCAUCGCGCGCGGCUCUGACAAGCUGAACAAGCUCGCGGCCGAGCUCAGCCAAGACGGUGGUGAGGCCGCCACGUUCCCAAUCGGCGCAUACACCUACAAGGAAGUGCAGACCGCGUUCGCCGCGGUCCGCGCGCACUGGCCAGACGCGGAGGUGCGCGUCGCGCUGUACAACGCGGGGUACGGCGUGCGCAAGCCGUUCCUCGAGCUCACCGAGGCGGAGGUCGCGGAGAGCGUCGAGACGCAGGUGACGGCUGCGUUCGGGUUCGCGCGUUCGGCGCUGCUCGCGUUCCAGGCGCAGGCGCUCGACGCGCGCGGGAAGCGCGGGACGCUGCUGCUCACGGGCGCGACGGCGUCGUGGCGUGGGAACACGACGACGGCGGCGUUCGCGGCGGGCAAGUUCGGCCUGCGCGCGCUGUCGCAGAGCCUGAGCAAGGAGUUUGGGAAGCAGAACAUACACGCGAUCAUCGAUGGAGGCAUCCUGACCGACCGCUCGCGCGGCCGCGGCCCCGAAUGGGAAAGCAACCCCGACAUCAGGCUCGACCCCGAGAGCAUCGCGAAAUCCUACCUCUAUCUCGCGGAGCAAGACAGGUCUGCGUGGACGUGGGAGCUCGAUCUCCGCCCUGCGCACGAAACGUGGUGA
This is a messenger RNA of Heterobasidion irregulare TC 32-1, 744 nucleotides long. RefSeq lists its product as uncharacterized. The record is from RefSeq and is a predicted model, not a curated record. The transcript has 7 exons. Bases 1 to 744 code for a protein of 247 amino acids. NCBI's taxonomy places the organism in Eukaryota, Fungi, Basidiomycota, Agaricomycetes, Russulales, Bondarzewiaceae.